Eremomyces bilateralis CBS 781.70 is the source of this 1238-nucleotide messenger RNA. RefSeq lists its product as uncharacterized. Lineage: Eukaryota; Fungi; Ascomycota; Dothideomycetes; Eremomycetales; Eremomycetaceae. The transcript is spliced from 2 exons. The coding region runs from base 309 to 890 and encodes 193 amino acids. The record is from RefSeq and is a predicted model, not a curated record.
GUACACCAAUCGAGGAACAGAGACGCCUGAUCAGCUCGAAACACCUGGUGAUUUGGUAAACGCCCAUUCUGCGCCAUUGAUCAGGAGCCAGACGAAAUAUGCCUAGCAAUGCACGAGAGGAGCGGCUGCCACGUCCUCUUAUAGACGAGAUGGCCCAGCAAGCGGGUAAGUUUGGAGGUUUGUGAUCUGCUUUUCCUGUUGCAAUUCAAGUCACUUUCCGUCCCUAUCAUAUUAGUGUUUUCUGUCUUCUCCCCCGGUUGAGAGACAAUAGCGCUGUGCGUUGCACUAGAUCCGUGGUGCUGGACAGCAUGAGGAACUUUUUCGCCGCCGUUGCGGCUGUGGCCUUCUUGCCUGCUGUGCUGGCUCAAGCGGCCGAUGCCACAUCUACAACAGUCUCCCCCACCGAAGCUCCAGCCAAGAUCAACCCUGGGACCGUCUCCGAGGGCGGUCUGGGAACGUCGACGGACCCAGGAGUUGCCGGUGCGGCGGGUCCGGACAGUGGUGGAAUCCAUAUCAGCACAGGCGGGAUCAUUGGGAUCGCGGUAGGCAUUGCCGUGGCGGUGAUUGGCAUCGGCGUCAUGUGGUUCCUCUGGUACAUGGCCAAGAAACGCUCCUGGGACGUCCGCAGCAGCAUCCGCCGCGUCUCGCGACGCCUGACCGGCGGCAUCUCGGCGAAGCGGAAGUCGAACCGUACGGCCACCCGAUUAGCGUCGCCGCCGCGCGACCGAGACGUUGAGAAGGGCUACAAGGAGUCGUUUCGACCCGAGAAGUCAAAACCGGUGGCGAACGUCAAACCGAUAGAGAUGAAUAAGCCGGCGAAGGAGACCAAGAAUGGGGACCGGAAUCCUCAGACGUGGAGAUCGAACAUGGCGAGGGAUGGACGGAGAUGAUGAGCGGACCGGCGUUCCGGCGCAAGAUCCUUUGAACUGGGUUUGAGGUUUCAGUGCAUAGCAUUGGACGACCAGUGAACAAUAUGGUAUUGAAGAUGAUGAGUAUUUUGAGCGAGUCUUCGUCAUUUGCAAUUUCGGGUCGCAUGAACUUUCAAAUCUACGGUGUUCUUUGGAUAUUACACUAUCGGCGGAGAGCAUUGCUGGUGCAUAACUUCAUUUAUACAUACUGUAUUCAUCCUUCUAUGAUAGAUCACCGGCAAUCAAAGUCCUCUUACACCAAUCCAUGUCCAUUCCUUACUCGCUAGAUCUUCGUAUAUUCUUCCAAUAGACCGAAACACCUCCUAUCUC